AUGCCUGGGGUUCUAAAGUGUAAAAGGACCAAUUUAUCACAAUUACUUUUUGGCUUAGCUCGAGAUGAACAAACAAAUUAUACAUUUCGUGAUUUACAAUUAGGUCAACCAGCAAGACGAUUUCGUGAAGCAGGAUUCAAUAAAUUCCCAGAUAGUAAUAGAUCGAUUGAUUUCUUUGCUGUUUUUCGACUCCUUGUCCAUGAUAUGCUCAAAUCAGGUGCUAUUGAUAUUGUUUAUAUGAUGUACAAAGAUCCUGGUUUUUGCUGUGCUAAACAAAAAUUUCUGGGUUUAUUAACAAAUGUUACAACAAUAAAUGAAGUUGGAUAUUUUAUUCUUGAUCGUUAUACACAAUUUCUUAUUAGACUUAUUCAAGGUAUUCGUGAUGGACAUUUAAUUGAAGAAAAAAUUCCAUCAUUAUCUGUUCUUAUACGUUUAUGUAAAGUUAUUGUCGAAAAAAUCUUCUUAAUUAUUAUCAACAUUUAA
This is a messenger RNA of Rotaria sp. Silwood2, 483 nucleotides long. NCBI's taxonomy places the organism in Eukaryota, Metazoa, Rotifera, Eurotatoria, Philodinida, Philodinidae. The record is from the annotation of a GenBank genome assembly.